UCACCUCGCAAUCUCGCACUCCUCCAAUCUCCAGAGCCCUUUGUCCUCUGUCCCGAGAAGCAACUCGCAGCACAGCCGCGGCCAUGGACUCCACCGCAGCCGGAGCGGGAGGGAAGGCGAAGAAGGGAGCGGCCGGACGCAAGGCCGGCGGGCCGAGGAAGAAGUCAGUGUCGAGGUCGGUGAAGGCCGGGCUCCAGUUCCCCGUCGGCCGCAUCGGGCGCUACCUGAAGAAGGGCCGCUACGCGCAGCGCGUCGGCACCGGCGCUCCCGUCUACCUCGCCGCCGUCCUCGAGUACCUCGCCGCUGAGGUUCUGGAGCUCGCCGGGAACGCCGCCAGGGACAACAAGAAGACGCGCAUCAUCCCCCGCCACGUGCUGCUCGCGAUCCGCAACGACGAGGAGCUCGGGAAGCUGCUGUCCGGUGUCACCAUUGCCCACGGCGGUGUGUUGCCCAACAUCAACCCGGUUCUGCUGCCCAAGAAGACGGCGGAGAAGGCGUCCACCGGUGGGAGCAAGGAGGCCAAGUCGCCCAAGAAGGCCGCUAAGUCCCCCAAGAAGGCAUAGAAGGGUGUCUAUGCUUAUCUGAUGUUUACCGUCGUAUUACCAGUGAUGUGUUGUAGAUGGGUGUGGAUGGAGAUUAACCGGUCUUGUAGUAUGUUAUCUUUAAUUCCCAGUACAAGAAAUUCCUAGUUUCUUGAAAGUUGAAAACGUCUUCUUAUUUUCAUGUCUGUAUUCCUGUUCUGCCGUGUGCUCUGCAUUGUAUCUUGCUAAAAAUCGGGGCAAUGGGCAGUAAUUUAGAUGUGGAAAUUUGAAUUAUGUUUUUGGCUCUA
Molecule: messenger RNA, 829 nt
Organism: Sorghum bicolor (sorghum)
Lineage: Eukaryota; Viridiplantae; Streptophyta; Magnoliopsida; Poales; Poaceae
Product: histone H2A
Exons: 2
Coding region: 84-563 (159 amino acids)
Cellular component (GO): nucleosome
Molecular function (GO): DNA binding; structural constituent of chromatin; protein heterodimerization activity
Source: RefSeq, a predicted model, not a curated record